AUGUCGGGUGGGCCAGGGUUGAACUUUAACACCAAGUCAGACUUGGUCGCAAACAACACAGCAGCCAUCGCGAGAAGAGUUGGGUGUGCUGAAGAGGGCGAGGAUCAAACUCUAGAGACCCUGGAAUGCUUACGGGAUGUGCCCUUUGAUGUUUUGACGAACCUCUCUGUAACGGCAUCUCGAACAGCCCGCCCACCGUUUGGCGAGGGCUUUUUCUUCCCGACCUUCGAUGGUGACUUCAUACGUGACCGGCCUUCUCAGCUCAUGCGCUCUGGGAAAUUCGUGAAAGGGAUACGGCUGAUCGCAUCCUGGGUGACAAAUGAUGGCGCCUGGAGAAACUUUUGCAAUUAUACCCACUUGAAGACUUCCAGCAUCUUGUACAGGAAGAAUAUGACGGCCCUAUCUCUGCACAGUACUACCGCGCAGCACAGAUGA
Messenger RNA from Aspergillus oryzae RIB40, 435 nucleotides. RefSeq lists its product as uncharacterized. Gene Ontology annotation, cellular component: plasma membrane. Lineage: Eukaryota; Fungi; Ascomycota; Eurotiomycetes; Eurotiales; Aspergillaceae. Gene Ontology annotation, molecular function: acetylcholinesterase activity. The record is from RefSeq and is a predicted model, not a curated record. Bases 1 to 435 code for a protein of 144 amino acids. Gene Ontology annotation, biological process: choline metabolic process; acetylcholine catabolic process. The transcript is spliced from 2 exons.